AUGCCCAGCAUGGAGGUUAAAGAGGAGGGCAUUGUCUCCUUUAGGUGGAGAUUGAGAGAGGGCUGGCGGAGUAUCAAAGAGUCUAUUGCCAGCUCGGAAUACCGCUGCCCAAAUGGACAUCAGUGGUGUGGCCUUUUAAUUUACGAAGGUGGAAAGCUCAGCGUGUAUGUCCAGUUAAUUUCUGCUGUCACACCGGUGUUGGUUGAAGUAAGGAAAUGUAAAUCAUAGUUAGUGUAGGGGAUGGCAACAAAGGAUUAUGGAAUACGCUUUGUACCCUUUAAAAGGAAUUUAUGGCUGUUUUUGGCAGGCUUGAGAAUAUGCUUAAAUGAUUAAAUGAUUGAAAUAUGACAAAUUAGUCGGCCACCGACCAUUAGUUAAAAUUACACAUCCAUUUUAUCCCACCAGUGGUAUCAAGUAAGGUGGUCUAUGAUUAAAGAGUUUUUUUUCUCUAUUGCAGGAUUGUCUUGAUUCCUGGAACCACUGAACAACAAGUGCACCCCUUUCCAGUCACUCAAGUAAAGGAGUGUGAUGUGAUUGGGAAUAUUCCAGCUGCAGAUAUAACGAAUAUGGACGAUAUCCUGACGAUGAAAUUUAUAAUAAGAUACUGCAAUCUUACUGAAAAGUUAACUCCGUUUUAA
Molecule: messenger RNA, 638 nt
Organism: Porites evermanni
Lineage: Eukaryota; Metazoa; Cnidaria; Anthozoa; Scleractinia; Poritidae
Source: the annotation of a GenBank genome assembly